UUGCGGAGCACCCGUGCCGUAUCCGCCCUUGCAUAUUGUUCGGACAUUAUGAUACGACAGUACCAAUUCAGAACUUACUAAUUGCACUUACAGCGUUUCACGUGUUCAAGGACAGUUUUUUUUAGAAAUAACAAGGACUUCGUUAUUAAGUUUAAAAAAUAAUUUUAGUGUUAAACCUGAACUCAUGUGAGUGAUUAAUCCAGACAUUUCACCGGACGAUCGAUCACGUACUCAGCCGAUAUUUUGUAGGCGACAUCGUCGGUCGAUAAUCGAAGCGACGUCCCGACUUUUUUAUAUAUUUUUUUUCUCUGUGUGUUAUAAUUUAUUUAUCCUCAUUAACUGUGAUGGACGAGUUCGGUCACAUUCUUCGAGAUUACUCAUUUAUGACAUGAGGACUGUGGGUGGAAGAUUAAAAAGUUUUAGAGCGCACAAAAUCACUGCCGACUGUUAAAAACUUUUCUGUGGACUCUUCAAGUUAAAAACAGCACAACUGCGCUUAUACCUUUUUAAACGUUAUGUGUAGUUGUUGAAAAUGGAGACUCUGGUAUUGAUCCCUCAAGAGCUGAGCUUGGCUUUAAGGCCUGGUGGAGCGAGGGGGCGAGAGGCUUCCGUCAGCGUUUGGACAUCAACGGAGCUGCAGCGAGGGUCUCUGCUAUAUCCCUUUCAGGGUACCAUCAGGAUUGAUAAGCUCCACGUUUACUCCUACGUUCCAGAUCAUGAUAUUCGUCAUCGAUUUGGCCUCUUUGAUGAAGUUUGCACGUCUGGAGGAAUACAAGUUCGUCACUGUAACUGGGUUCGAUUUCUGCGCGUUUCAGAAAAUUAUGGACCACAAGUAAACCUAGUCUGCACAAAAGUAAAAGGCGAACCAGUCUAUGAAGCCGUCAAACCAGUGUCAGCCCAUACAGAGCUGGUAGUGUACUACCUUCCCGAAAGACCUGAGGAAAUGUUCUUUGUGAAGAUGAGGAAUAACUUAUAUAGACAGACCAUGGACUCAAUAUUAGAAGAUUCUCCAUUAGACCUAUCCACUUCUCUCUUAUCCCGGGUAUUAUUACCAAUAUCGCCACCAUCGGGAACUGAGGAUGAACACAAAUCGGUCUCAGGAGAUUCUCUCACAUCGUCAUCAGUCGGUUCGAGUGAGAUCUUAGAGAUGACUCCUAAGAUUCAAAGAAGGCCUGCGAAAUCAGAGAGAGCGCUGUUACCUUGUGAAGUCUGUGGAAAGGCCUUUGAUAGACCUUCGUUAUUGAAGAGACAUAUGAGAACACACACAGGUGAAAAACCGCAUGUUUGUAUGGUCUGCAACAAGGGAUUCAGUACGUCAAGUAGUCUUAACACCCAUAGAAGAAUACAUUCCGGUGAAAAACCUCAUCAAUGUCAACACUGCGGAAAGAGAUUUACAGCCAGUUCCAAUUUGUAUUACCAUCGAAUGACACAUAUUAAGGAGAAGCCCCACAAAUGCAGUCUCUGUUCGAAAUCAUUCCCGACUCCUGGUGACCUGAAGAGCCACAUGUACGUCCACAGCGGAUCCUGGCCUUACAAAUGUCAUAUCUGCUCUAGAGGCUUCUCGAAGCAUACUAAUCUGAAGAAUCAUCUGUUUUUGCAUACCGCAAAACAUCAAAGAAACAGCGCAAGAGACGCCACGUGAAUUUAAAUACUAAGAACUAACUUAUCUUUUAGACUGUCUAUAAUUACGUUUAUAAAACAGACUUAAUACGUACAUUAAGUAAGUACAUAAUGGAUACCAAUAUAAUAUAACAAUAUUUUCGUCCUUGUAAAGACUAGACUAAGGCUCACCUCAGCACUUACAACUUAAGAAGAAGUGAAAAAGUCUGCGCGGAAAAAUACAGACAUAGUUGACGCUUGAGAAUGAAUCUUGUGCUGAUAGCAAAAAUGGUGAUCCACGCAGAAUUAUAUACAGGGUUAUUUGUAAAAUACUAACAACCCUGCAGGACUGUAUAACGAACGUCAUAAACAAUAACUUUUAGAAGAAAACAUCGCCGGUUCCAUAACCGCGGGUGCGGGUCGACGGGGAAGCAGCUUGCAUGUUUUUACAGCUUGCAUGUUUGUUGUGCUUUUACUUGUGUGCGCUGCGCGCGUGCUGCACAUAAUGCACGUGUAUAGCUCACGAGCCUUUUGCAAGUAAGCCCAUUUGGGGCACAUUCGCCAGACCUGUAAAGCACCCUAAUAAUAAUAACUCACAUACUCAUAGUCGCACGCUACAGAAACCCUGCAUUGAGGGUGCCAUAUACAACGACAAAAUACACUCAAACUCACGAGAGAAAUAAACGUAGGCGAUGUAAAUAUUUCUUCCGGCCCAGGAAUCGAACCCGAAACUUCUGCGUAGCAGACCAGCAUAGUAACCGUUCGGCCAGUCUUACUACCUUACUACCAAAUACAGGCCGAAUAAGUAUCACAGAGUCCAACAAAAAUGAAAAGGUUACUUCUGGUAAAUUUAUUAUGUUGUAAGUUGAAGAAGUUUAUGAUUUCAGUAAUAUGUUUAGUCCUCUGACGUUGUUAGUAUUUUACAAAUUACUCUGUAUAUAUCUUAGGUUCAAUUUACAUUGCCGCAGAACGGAAUACUUAGCAUAUAAUAGCAUAAAGAUUAUGUGAAUUGUGUAAAGUAGAAACUAGAUACCAGCCAGAAAACAGGACUCGCGUUUUGUAAAGAAUUCUUGCGCAAUUUCAAGAAUUCCCGCCGCUACCGUAUCGUGUUUAGUUUGUACGUUACAUAAUAGACAUAACGUUCGUUGUGCUAUGUAUAAAUGUAUUACAAAACUUUGCUUCCAUUCCAUAUGACUUAUAAAUCGGCCUUGUAGUACAGAAAAUAGGCGCUAAUACCAUCUUAGUAUAAGAUAUUUCAGCACGAAAUGAUUAACAUGUUUUUGUUAUUCAGAACGGUCGCCUGGUUUAAGCUAUUGCGGUGGCAAUUGCGAUAAUAAAAUCAGUUAUAUUAAAUAAACGCAGUUUAUAUAGACACCAGAAUCGCAGUUGUUUGGCGCUGAGUAACAAAUAACGCCCAAAUAUUUUACUUCUUGUUCUUAUUUUUAUGUUUAUACAAAAACUGAAUUAUACAAAUGUGUGAUAUUAGUAAUUAAAUAGGUGUUAAGUUUUUAUUUAUUUCAGAGGGUAAUUGAUUUAAUGUAAAUGGAUAUGAUUUACACGCUUAAAAUUAGAUAGUAUGUAUAAUGUUUCUGGGUUUUACUUGACUUAUAAAAGAUCUACUGCGUUAGGAAAGGCAUAUGUAUACGAUAUUUUUUCGCCUAUCUAGCGAGAUCGUGGCGUGGCCAAAAACAUGGUAAAUAAGGUACUGCUCAAGCAAUACUACAGCGGUAGGCCGCUAAUAUUGCUGGUUUCUAUGAAAAUGGACGUC
This is a messenger RNA of Hyposmocoma kahamanoa, 3367 nucleotides long. RefSeq names its product zinc finger and SCAN domain-containing protein 21-like. The transcript is spliced from 7 exons. The record is from RefSeq and is a predicted model, not a curated record. NCBI's taxonomy places the organism in Eukaryota, Metazoa, Arthropoda, Insecta, Lepidoptera, Cosmopterigidae. The coding region runs from base 533 to 1642 and encodes 369 amino acids. Gene Ontology annotation, cellular component: nucleus.